AUGAGCGCUGCCAUGUCUUCUAAUUCCCGGCAACGGUCCGGCUCACAUCACUCAGGCCGGUCGUCCAACCGGGGCAGGACUGCCGAGAUGGCGGACUUUGCAAUGCAGCCGCCAUCGCUUCCCAAGUAUUUCGAGCCAUGCGCCGCGACGGCAUCAAUGUUCCUCUACGCGCAGGGUCCUUCGGUCGUCUGCUGUCACCACGAUACCCUAACCAUCGAGCGCCGAUUUGCGAGGCAUUCCCACGAGGUCCAGCUAUUAGCCGUCGAUAAUCAAAGCGAGCGCGGAGCUGGACGUCUCGUGGUCAGUUACGAUGCUGGACAAAAUGCGAUUGUUUGGGACUUGAUGACUGGAGAUGAAAUUUCUCGGUUCGCCUCUUACGAGCAUAUCACGGCUGCGGCUUGGAUGCGUAGCGGCAAUGUUGCUUUUGGAAACUCGCAAGGAACGAUAAUCCUGUUCGAACCGAGAACACAAGAGCAUAUCUCUUCUAGAACAAUCGACCAAAUUGCAGUUACAGCACUGGCUCCUUCAGGCGAUUGCAGAACAUUCGCAAUAGGAUAUCAAAAUGGGCAGUGCUUGGUUGCCACGCUGCAACCGCGCUUUACGGUGCUUCAUAACCUAAUGAUGUCUCGAUCACCUUCGCCAAUUGUUACCCUGCAAUGGCACGCUUCCUCUUCUCGCCAAAAGUCGGACAUGCUUGCAUCUCAAACCCAAGAAGGUGAUCUCAAGGUCUGGAGCGUGGCCAAGUCCUUUAACGCCCAUGAGCCCGCCAAGGUUGUUCGCUCCCUUAAGCGAACAGAAAUAUUCCGCCCUGGACCUAAUUGGAUGGCCUGGUCAAAGAACGGGCGCAUCAUCCAAUAUUCUGAAUUGGAGACCAUUUCUUGGGAUGUGCGAACCAAGCAUGUUACUCAUGAUAUGAUUCCAACUCUAGAGCAUAUUCGUGGCCUUGCAGUCUACGGUCCGGGCGCAUCACUGUUCACCUUGGGAGCCAACAACACCGUCCAACAGUUCGACUUGAACGCUCCCUCGAUCAUGGUUGCUAAUGUUCAACACCCGGCAAACCUCCUGCCUCCGUCUCCACCCGUCUCGCUCGAAAACGAAAAGGCGACGACCAUUGCCUCGGAGUCGGAGAUCACUUUUAACCCCAGCGAUGUCGGUGUCUCGGAGAGCGAUGAUGACUAUUCUAAGCAGAGCUUCAGCCAGGAUGAGAGUCAGCAAGAGCGCGCCGAGAACCGGAGCAUGCUCUCAUCUCAAAGCGGAUAUUCUACGGUUUCUGGCUCCCGCACACCCAACCAGUAUGGAGGAGGAUCCAUCCGAUCUCGCGGGCUCACUGAACAUACUUACAUCUCUGCCGGGGAUUCCCUCAAGUCGAAGCAACGUAGCUACAAGCCAUCAGAUCUGUACUCCCAGUGCUCUUUCAGCAGCAUCUCGACGAAGUCUCACCAGCGACCCUCGCGUCUGCGAAACGAAGUUGGCCAGACCGGCUCACCUGCCCCUGAGGAAACCAGAGUCGAUGACUUGUUCAGGUUCACUCGGAGCCGGCUCAGCGAUAUCCCAUACAAGCCCCCAUUCGCGCUGGAUAAGGGUCGUCUCACCAACGACGAUCUCCGCCGCCAGAUGCUUAGCACUAUUUUCGGCUGGCACAAGGAGAUUGAAGAUCUCAUUGCCGAUGAGAUGAGCCGCCACCCCAGCGGCUCAUCUAGUCGAAUUAUGUUAGCGAAGUGGUUGGGGAUCAUCGACCAAGAUAUCAUUACCAGAGGCGCCGAGUCUAUGACUUCGUCGGAUUGGAUGCUGUUGGCACUCAGUGGGAUCGGUCGUCAGCAGGGUGCCCAACACAAGAUCGGCAGAGCCUACGUUACCACUCUGCUCGAGAAGGGUGAUGUGCAUGCUGCCGCCACGAUUCUGAUUGGCAUGGGCGACCAUAACGAUGCCAUUGAGAUCUACAACUCGCACAAGCGCUACAUGGAGGCUCUCAUCCUGACUUGUCUCUUCUUCCCCGCCGUCUGGGAGCGACAGGCCGCCAUCAUUAAGAAAUGGGGUGAGUGGGCGAUUCACCACUCACAGCGCGAAUUGGCAAUCAGAUGCUUUGCUUGCAGCGGCCAAGAAUCGACGGAGCCCUGGGCGUCCCCAUCUGCUGCCCAGCUUACGUUCCAGAACGCGGCCGCCAGCAUCGGUGAGAUUCUUAGUCCACCACUGUCGCCUCCAGGUCUUAACCGCGGCCCCCAAAGGCUGGUCGGGAAGAACUCAGCGUUGAAAAUCAUCACUAGCUUUGGCGACCUGCAGGGCGGAGGCGGGAGGGCAGCCAAGUUCUUUUCGCAGGCUGAUGGCGGGCAGACCCCUAUCGCCGCCGGGGUAACACCCAUUGCGGAAUCUGCCGUCGACGCGGAUCCUAUGACAGCCGUCGUUCGUGGGAACAGGAGUGCGUUCAAUACGCCGACCUCUGUUAAGUCUUUUGCUUCGUCCGCUUACAGUAGCCGCGCACCCCUCCCCGCAAUCGGGGAGGCUAAUGGCGAGCUGUCUGCAGGCGGAGCUAACAGGGACGACACGGAAGAGGAGGAGAGCAUCUCGUUUGGAUUGUCCAUUGUUAGGGCUCAUACUGCUAGUCCUAUGAUGAUGAGGGAUGGUCUCCGGAAUGCCCGCGAUAACAUGCCGCCCCCAGACGCUUCGGUGACUCGCAAGAUGGAGCAGCACAUGACCAAUCGUCGAAACGGUUCCCGCAACAGGAUGCCUACAGGCCUUAACCUUCACAUCGAGCCGGUGGACCACGCGCGACCCACGCCGGAUACUGCGGUGGCCCAGUCUGCGAAGUACCACUGGCCUCGACGCCGGGGACCUGGCUCGGUUAGUUCGGUUACUUCGGCAUCAACAUCACGGAGCACGCGCACUGGCGCAUCGAGGCACGCUGACUACAUCCACAGCCUCGAUGCGGCCACGGACUUCCGGAAAUCGGGCAGGGGACGAGAGAGCAGCCGAGAGCGACAAACGCAAAGGGAACCGUCAUUGGAGCGUGGCCGUACUCCUAUCAAGGUGUAUCCCGGCAAGCGGUCUCCCACAUCGCCCAUUCCCAUGUCUCCCGAAGACUUGGUGGUUCUAAGUUCUGCCAAGUAUACCGACGUAACUGCCACGGAUCCGAUUGGACACAGGAAGGUGAGCAACAAGUCGCGAAGCUCUAACAAGGGGGCAAGUCGCCGGGCUAGCCCCGAGCGCCGACCUUCUCUGCAGGAUUCCCGAGGCAGGACUCCUGGUCUCGAGGGCAUCAGGUCUCCGACCUCACCACAGCCCAUGACGGGAGUGCCACCGCAGCUUGAUGAUACUGAGGACGAGGAAGACUAUUUCAAGGCCAUCGAAGCGCAGCAGAAAUUCCGCGAGAAGCACAACAGGAGCACAAGCCGUGGACUAGUUACUCCAACCACUGCCCCUCUCCGCCAGGACCGUUCACGCAGCCGUACCCGUAAGGACAGCACCAGCAAUCUUAACGGUCCGGCUCCGUACUUGAGGGGUGGUUCGGUUGAGCACGCGGGAGACCUGAAGGCCAUGAAGGAGGAGCGACAGCGACGCAGGGAGCAGGCGGCACGCGAGCUGGAGGAACGACGAAGGGAGUUGUCCAGGAACAGCCAAGCCGGCCCGAUCACUCACCCUAAAGACCUCGCGCCCGCUCUACGCUACACUGCUGUCGAGAUGUCCUCUUCUAGCAAUGCCAUCUCGCCGCCCAGGGCCAAGACAGCUGAUCCCCACCUGAGCCCGUACGGCCGGGGCAAACUUGGCACUCCCCAGAUCGGCCUCCCUGCCACGCCCAAGGCGAUGAGGCUCGUUAUCGACACGAGCAGCCAGUCCCAGGUCUCCGCGCCUCCUGCAGUCCCCCCGAUCCCGUCCAGCUUUGUGCAAGUGAAGGCCGAAGAGGAUCAGGCUCCUGCCGAAAUCAAGCGACAGGAAUCCCCCAACAAGGAGCCUGAGGUGGGAGGACUUACUCUGCUCCCCUCGACGGUUUACCAGCCUCCUUCUCGCCCUCCGAUCCCCCGCUGCAUGUCGGCGCCCAUCCCCGACGAACCGUUAGGUGGUAAGCCCAACCAUCGAACCUCGUCUCGGUCGGGUACGCUGAGCAGGAAUCAGUCAAUCAGAAGCAAGGGUAGAGACUCCCAUGGCGCCGGUGAGACCCUGGAUAGCCGCACCUACUCCCGACGAGGAUCCCAAGAUACUCAGCACCCACCACCACCACCACCACCACCACCUUCUGCGCCGCUGCUGAAGGAAUUCCAGCACCUCGCGAUGCCUCCUCCUCCACCUCCUGCUCCUCUUCCUUUUGCACUUCAGCAGCAGUCUUCCAACUCGGCGCUUGCGUCGGGCAUGAUUGAGAUUGUCAUGGACGAUGAUGAGCCGCCUUCGCCUUCUGCACCGAUUCAUGUCCCACCGACCGAGCUCACGGUACCCAUCCUUCCUCCCCCAGCACCUCCAUCGUUGAAGGGCCACAGCCGCGGUCGCAGCAUCACCGACAGCAGUCUCGCAGGUCGAAUCUCCAAGGCCACCGAGCGUCUCCGAUCCGGCAGCAGGACCCGAAAGGACAACAGCAUGCGUGUUCAGAAGUCCCCCGAAGUUGCGCCCUACGAGAGCAUCCAAGCCCCAGGCCUGUACACCCAAAUGGGCAUGAUGGCGCACCCUCUUGACCCGAAUUCUCUCCCCACCGGUCUCAACAAGAACGAGAUGAUCUAA
This is a messenger RNA of Scedosporium apiospermum, 4704 nucleotides long. Its product is annotated as IDC1 protein. The record is from RefSeq and is a predicted model, not a curated record. The transcript has 5 exons. NCBI's taxonomy places the organism in Eukaryota, Fungi, Ascomycota, Sordariomycetes, Microascales, Microascaceae. Gene Ontology annotation, molecular function: transcription factor binding. Gene Ontology annotation, cellular component: nucleus. Gene Ontology annotation, biological process: positive regulation of transcription by RNA polymerase II. The coding region runs from base 1 to 4704 and encodes 1567 amino acids.